This is a messenger RNA of Scophthalmus maximus (turbot), 2691 nucleotides long. Its product is annotated as sentrin-specific protease 5. The transcript is spliced from 9 exons. Bases 544 to 2145 code for a protein of 533 amino acids. Gene Ontology annotation, biological process: protein desumoylation. Gene Ontology annotation, cellular component: nucleus. NCBI's taxonomy places the organism in Eukaryota, Metazoa, Chordata, Actinopteri, Pleuronectiformes, Scophthalmidae. The record is from RefSeq and is a predicted model, not a curated record. Gene Ontology annotation, molecular function: deSUMOylase activity.
ACACGCGACUCUCAGGGCGCAGAGGAUUUGUAUACAUGCUUCUAAUUGCGCGGCAGGUGGAGCGGCCGAACGCCGUGUUGUUAAAGAGAAACUACAUCAGUUCUCCAGGAGGUAGAGAUGGAGGAGCUUUAUCAGACAGCAGCUCUUUCCUCUCCGAGGUGUCGCUGAGGAAAGACGUCGCAGUGAGUCACGGCCGGUUGUUGUUGAGUGUUACCAUCAGUUGUGUCAGUGAACCGAGCUGCGUUAGCUAAUGUAGCCUCUACAGAACCAUGAGCCACCUGCAGUGUGGCGGGCUGAGGGACACCUUGUAGUCGUAGUUCGUGCGGGACUGUGGGACACGUGUCGCAUGUAACAACACACCCCUUCUCUACUGCAGCAGAUGUUCACAGUUCUGCCGAGUACGUCACCGGAAGUGGAAGCAACUUCAAAGGUCAGCUCAGUGGAGUAUGGCGAGCCUGAUCAUUAGAGCCAGAGGACCAUGGCCUUGAGCAUCUCUUCCUCAGAAAGCCGACUAAAUAAAAUCGGGAUUCAGCACUGCUACAUAUGAGCGUUUGGACCUGCCCUCCCCACAGCUGUAAGGAUACGCACAAGUCCAUGUUCUCGUGUGACCCUCCAUCGGUCUCUUCCACAUGCACAAAGCACAAGAGCUGCCGCAGCAAAUCAAAAUACCUCAAGAGAGCGAAGGGGUUCAUGUCUUCAGUAAAGGGAGGUUCUCAUCUGUCCUGGCGGGCCAAGAGACGCUUGUAUUGUAAAUUACAGCUUUGGAUGUGGAGGAAGCGGCGAGAGAAAUGUCGUUGUGGGAUUGGCAGAUCAAAGAAAAGAGCUUGUGGGAUCAGCUCGGGACCCUGCCUCAACCCAAAGGCACAGUCUCAGAAAAAUAAAAGGAAGGUUCCAACGUACCACACAGUAAACUCAGAGAACCAACAAGCCAGAGCAUCGGCUGUUAUGUCACCACUUGGUUGUAAUACUGAAGCUUCAGAGGACUCGCUCGGAGGACAGAUCCGCCUCCUGCAGCCACGUGAAACUGUCAGUCGGUCAGAGACUCUGAGAGCUUCCGGCGUCUUGCAGAACCAGGUCACGGACACGAAUGAACCUGCAGGCGCCCUCACUCAAGCCGUGCCGUCUCAAAGAAGAGAGACCUUUGAUCAGUGUUGUGAAAUGGCAGAGCCUUCAAAACGCUCUCACACUGUCAAACCCCUGCUAUGUACAGAGAGCGAAGCUUGUGUGGGGACCAUGAGGUUUCCAUCAGGACAAUGUACUACAGUCACUCCAGGUCACGACAAGAAUUCAAACAGUUAUACUGAUGAGAGAUUCAACGGUAUAAGGACUUCUAAAACCGAGGUUGGCCUUAAAGCCCUGACGAAGAACAUCCACGAGUUCCUUGAUGAGUUUUACACGAUAUACGGAAGUUUCAUUCCGCUACAAAAGAGCGACGUGUUGAGACACCUGAGGAGGAAGUUAAACACGGAUUUCAGUGACAGGAAAAAUGUCGUCUUCUCAGAGGUCACCAAAUACAGAAGAGCGGCCGUUCAGAAAGCCGUUCCCUCCUUCCAGGUGGUCUACAGGAAACACACACUGACACUGGAGGAUUUGUCGACACUGGCAGAUCAGAACUGGCUCAAUGACCAGGUCCUGAACAUGUAUGGAGAAUUGAUUGUGGAAUCUGCCCAUCACAAGGUCCAUUUUCUCAACAGCUUCUUCCACCGACAGCUCAUGACUAAAGGAUAUGAUGGUGUUAAGAGAUGGACAAAGCAGGUGGAUUUGUUUUCAAAGAGUUUGCUUCUGGUGCCCAUCCACCUGGAGGUCCACUGGUGUCUGGUGACUGCUGACUUUGUCAAAAAGAAAAUCUGCCUUUAUGACUCUCAAGGGAUUGCGCUCCAGAAGGUUGCAAGGAACAUCCUGAAAUACUUGAUGGCAGAAGCGAAGGAGAAGCAGCAAACGGAUUUUGAAGGUGGUUGGACGGUGUCGUAUGAUGAGAAAAUCCCACAGCAGACCAAUGAAAAUGACUGUGGAGUUUUUGUCUUGGAGUACUCUAGACGCCUCGCUUUAGCAAAACCCCUGCAGUUCUCACAGAAGGACAUACCAAAGAUACGUAAGAGGAUCUACAAAGAGCUCUGUGACUGUAAGCUCCACGAGGAGGGCUGACGACUGUCUUACAUGUAUGUAUUAUGUGCUGCUUCCAAUUUGGGUACGAAAUCAGCAGGCAAUGCUCUCUGUGUGUGCAGGGCUUCCCUACCAGCUCACAGCACUGUGAGGACAUGUGUGACCCCAGUGGGAGAGAGUCAUUUUUUGUAUCUGGUGCACUGUUCAUGCUAAACCAUAGUUCUUAUGAUAACUGAAUUAAUCUGAUCGAUAUUUAAUCAGUUAUUUAUGUUGUUGCUGGAGUUUCCACAUCUACGAGGCACCAACGGAGCCUUAUUGAAUUCACUGCCUGAUGAAAUGGAUCUAAUCUUUCAUGGUCCAUGUCUGUGUUGAUUAUUUACUAUUUAAACUGUAAAUCAUAUUUGCACAUUUUGAAAAGUCAGAUUUUACAUUGGCAACUUGUAGUUUUUUGCAUCGUAGUUUACCUCUCAGCACCGGGUGACCGGGUAGAGACCAGGUGUGUUUUGUUCAUAAAGAAAAUGAUUGUUUUUGUUUGUUGCAUAAUAGAAAUGUGUUAUUGAGUUUUAAAUAAAAGCAGAUGUUGACUAA